Labrus mixtus (cuckoo wrasse) is the source of this 3127-nucleotide messenger RNA. RefSeq names its product SPRY domain-containing protein 3-like. The coding region runs from base 119 to 1354 and encodes 411 amino acids. Gene Ontology annotation, molecular function: protein binding. The transcript has 11 exons. The record is from RefSeq and is a predicted model, not a curated record. Lineage: Eukaryota; Metazoa; Chordata; Actinopteri; Labriformes; Labridae.
GGGACUUCCGGUAGCGCAGGUUGGACAUAAACUGACAGACUUCAUCUCCUUAAAUUUGGAAGAAAACCCGAAGGACGACGCGUUACAAGCAUAGAAACAAUUGUAAUGGUUUUCCGGCAUGGACGACAUAAACCUCCAUUACCGCUUUCUGAACUGGAGAAGGAGAAUCAGAGAAAUUCGUGAAGUGCGAGCAGUGCGAUACCGGGAACGUCUGAAAAAGAUGCUUAGAGAUGGAGACAUACUCAGGUAUCAUGGGAAUUCAGAUGAAGUUGGCUGUUUUGUUGCUGCCAGGCCGUUGUCGAAGAGAAAUCGCUAUUAUGAAGUGACCAUCAUCGAUACAGGGGUGAGGGGGAUGAUUGCUGUUGGUUUGGUGCCACAGUUAUACAAGCUGGACCACCAGCCGGGCUGGCUCCCACAGUCUGUGGCUUUUCAUGCAGAUGACGGAAAGCUGUAUAAUGGAAACACUGUAGGACAGCAGUUUGGUCCAAAAUGCUGUAGAGGUGACAGAAUCGGCUGUGGGAUAUCUCUGGAUUCUGAUGAUGGACAGUUAACAGUGUUUUUUACCAAGAAUGGCAAAGAAGUCGGCGCUGUGGAAGUACCGGGAUCUCCUGAAGCUCUGUAUCCAGCUGUGGGGAUGCACUCUCUCGGAGAAGAAGUGUUGCUGGACCUGAACGCUGAAUGGGGGAUGGAGGAAGAUGAUGGACAGAUGAUAGUGGACAGUCAUGAAGAGGACUGGAACCGUCUCCAUGAUGUCAAGGUUACUGGCACGCUGCUGGAGUACGUGGGUAAAGGGAAGAGCAUCGUGGAUGUUGGCUUGGCUCAGGCGCGGCGGCCUCUCAGUACACGUUUCCACUACUAUGAGCUGGAGAUCACAGACGCAGGAGAGAAGUGUUACAUCGCCCUGGGGCUGGCACGCAGGGAUUAUCCUAAAAACAGACAUCCAGGUUGGAGCAGAGGGUCCAUAGCCUAUCAUGCAGACGAUGGAAAAUUGUUCCAGGGCAGUGGGGUCGGGGACCCGUUUGGACCGCGCUGCUUUGAAGGGGACAUUAUGGGCUGUGGGAUUAUGUUUCCACGUGACUACAGCCAGGAGGCUGGAGAUGAUGUUGAUGACUGGGACCUUGAGGUUUUUCAAAAGCCCAGUGAGGUUCAGAACGACAUGUAUGUAAACAAUGAAGAUGAGGAGGAUGAGGGAGAAGAUUUGGAUGGGAAGAAAGUCAUGGUGUUCUUCACUAGAAAUGGGAAGGUGGUGGGCAAGAGGGAUGUAUCCUUACCUGUAGGAGGCUUGUUCCCCACAAUCGGCAUGAUGAGCACUGGGGAGAAGGUGAGGGUGGACCUGCACCCCCUCAGUGGCUGAGCAGAGGGGAAGCAGCAAAUACAUACUGUAAUACCUCUGAAAGAUCAUCAGGCUGCAAGAUGUUACUUGAAAAGUCACUCCAGUGGUGAAAAUGGUUUCCUAAUGCUUUAAAAAAAAAAAAAAUGACGUUCUGGCAGAAAUCUUCAUCAGGAAUGAUCAAAACCUAUUUUUAUACAUUUGGCUCAAUGAAGUGCUUUAUAAUGAACCAUUUUGACUGAACAAAAUGGUUUUGUGAGAGAAAAACUUGUAAUGUAACAUUAAAUGCCAAAAAAGAGAGACUCUCACCAGAAUAAUGAAUGUAAACAUCUCCCCAGUUCACCAGUGGAGCAGAUAAUAAGCAGAGAUGUACCGUAGAUCUAGUGUUCAUACCUGGUGCUCUGCUGUGCUGCUUCCCGCUGAUGGUAUGUUACUGACACCCAGUGGUGAGACUGAUAUCCUCAAGUACAAUGCUGACAAAACAAAACCAAAACCCAGUGCUGUGUUUGGGGCAAGGUCUUUAUAGAAAGCUGCUUUAUCGCUGUGGUUCUGUUCAAGUAUUUCUGCUUGUUCUGACAUGUAACUGCAUACAGGUUCUUCAGGUGUGUACCAUAUUGUUCACAUUAAGCACACACAAUAAUAAAAGUAAAGUCAAUUAAAGUAAUGCCAAACUCCUCUGGGGCCACUUGGCUCUCCAUGAUCGUCCUGGAACUUCAUAGAAAGAAAAAAUGUCAUUUGUAUUUUCUGUGCAUUUGAGGUUCUUUCGACCACAAUGAUUCCAAAUGUGACAAGAAGGGAAACUAUCUAGAGCAAGAGAAAUAACUGUAAAGACAGCAAUAACUGAGGAUUAAAAUGGCGUCUCAGUGAAUUUGUUACUACCAUGAAUUUGAAUAUUUCUCAUAAAUCUGAAUGAUGAAAACGAAGCCAUCCUGAUGUUUUCUGCUCUCAGGUGUGUUUGAUAAUCAAAUGAAACUCUCUUUUCUGGGGUUAUUUUUGUGAUAUUGCUGUAAUUUAAAGACAACCAUUGAUUGCCACAAACAUGUUCUGCCUUUUUUUUUUAAAUGUUUUUUGUUUGGUGACUCAAAAUCAAGUCAUGGUUUUCAUAAUGAAUCUAUUUUUUUAUUCGACUGUCAAAGUAGAAGAUUUGAUGUUUUUCCCUCCUGGUUCUUCAGUCAAUGGGAAAGUAAUAUUUACAACAGAAAGAAUUGAUUUCUUUUUGCAGCACCAAAUCCUGCACACAACACUUACUGUACUUAUCUACAUAAUAGAUAUAGAUUUGACCUGUGAUACUGUAUGUCAUUGUUUUCUUUUUUUUUUUUUAAAUCCUUCAGAAGUUUGACAGAUACGAGAACUUUGAAAGGACGCUUUGCAACCAAACUGCUUUGACAUAUUUCAACUAAUCAGCAAAGUGCCUCUGCGAUUACAUCCAAUCUGGACCCUGCACUGAAUACAGCAGGUUGUAGGAUUCAGGUUGAGAUGUUGGAAAUGAUUCACCUGGAUAUUGGAGGAGCCAACCAUCACUAGACUGUGCUGGUCACUCAGAAGAUCUUACAAAUACUUAAUACGUCUAUUUUUGGAGUUUUGUUUGGGGGAAAAAAAGUUUGAUGCGUCCAUGAAUUGCCUUCCUGUUUGACAACAAGUGUUAAGACUUUUGUGUUCAUGUGAUGCUAAUUGUGCUGCUAAUUCUGUGCUGGGGAAACUCUGCACAUGGUCACAUCAGCCUGUACUGUAGACAAAGUGUACUUAUAUGGUGCCUGACAUUUUUAAGAUUAAACCUGUUUUUCUUAAAGUAAUCAA